Molecule: messenger RNA, 1454 nt
Organism: Dicentrarchus labrax (European seabass)
Lineage: Eukaryota; Metazoa; Chordata; Actinopteri; Moronidae
Gene: top6bl
Product: DUF4554 domain-containing protein
Exons: 13
Coding region: 1-1299 (432 amino acids)
Biological process (GO): meiotic DNA double-strand break formation
Source: RefSeq, a predicted model, not a curated record
AUGCUCCGAGAGAUACAGCAGGUGCUGCGGUUGGUGAUGCUUUUGGGAAAGAAAAAACUAAAGUGUGGUUCAAAGACUGCAGGGGGGCUUUUGGUUCUUCUGUGGACUGACACAGGAGCUUCUGGUCAGUGUUUGAACUGCACUGUUGCAGCUGCUGGUCCCUGGUGCACAGGGAUUAAAAUGGCAGCACUUCAACCGGAUUUGAAGGAGAGCAUGUUUCCCUGCGCAUGGCCGUGUCCUCAGCCUGACCCCGAGGAGCUGUGUGACUUCACUGAUCUGUAUGGUUCCCUCAGAUUACUCUUGUCGUUUCAGAUCAAAAUCCACCUAAAAUUCAACUUCAGUCAGCAGACCUUCCAGCGAGAAUUUAGAGUGAAGAUCAAGAGCAAAGUAACAUGGGCAAACCAACCAUCACUGAACUUGGAUGUCACCUCUAGUACACAGUCUCCAGAGUGUGUGAAGAAAGGAUGCUGGUGUGAGGGAGGACACCCUGUCGUUGGAAGCAGGUUGCCACUCAGUAUCCCACCUGAAGCCAUGGACCAGGGCCUGUUUGGGGAGCUCAGCAUCCAGCCUGUCACACUUCUGACCCCCUGUGUGCUGCAGUACCCCAAUCUGGCAACACAACUCACUCGUGUCCAUGUGUUGGUAUACAGCCCCAGUAAUGUUCCUGUCACAGGCCCCUCCACCUUCUUCCAGAACCUCCCUGCACAUCUGGACUGUCAGGAACUAGGCCUGCCAAGCCUUCGCUGCUUCUUCUUCAAAGAUCGUGUACACAGCGGUGGCACCGUGUACACAGUAGAGCAAGAAAACUGUGAGGAUCCAGAGCAAGAAUCAAAUCUUCACCGAAUGAACCAGAGUCUCCUGCUUUUCCUCUUCCUGCAGCACAGUGACCCAUUCACCCACCAGCUCUCUGAUAUUGUGGCCACAGAGACGCUGUUAGAGCACCACCUGGAUGAUAUUCUGAACAACAACAGGAAGGCAGUCACAGCAGCCCUUCAGACUGAGCUGAAGAACACACUGAAAGCCCAAAAUCGCCGGAAAAAGGACCAAGAGAAGCUGCGUUCAGCUGCUGAAGUGAUUAUCAGUUCAUCCAUCAGUAUUGUGAGCUGUAGCAGUAACAAGGACUUCAGAAAUGCCUGUCUGAACAGCAUGAAGGUGCGUGACACUCAUGACCUCUCAGCCUCCCUCCGGGAAUCACUGAGGAGGGUGACAUCAUGGAAAUUCGUUCCCAGGAGCAGGUGCUACUCUGCUCAGAUGGAAGAACAUCCUGAGAGUGACGAACCCACCAGAACAGAAAUCUGAGAAUGUCUGAGUUUGUCUUGAAAGGUUGAGGGCUGUGGAAGCCGUUAACACUGGAAUGAGUACAUAGUACAACAAUAUUUUAUAGUAGUGUGGCGGAGAUAGAAAUACACAUUUAACUUAUAAUUUUAAAAAGGCAUCGUUUUAUUAUGGUUUGU